Molecule: messenger RNA, 2366 nt
Organism: Malurus melanocephalus (red-backed fairy wren)
Lineage: Eukaryota; Metazoa; Chordata; Aves; Passeriformes; Maluridae
Gene: WBP2
Product: WW domain binding protein 2
Exons: 8
Coding region: 58-828 (256 amino acids)
Biological process (GO): positive regulation of DNA-templated transcription
Cellular component (GO): nucleus
Molecular function (GO): transcription coactivator activity; chromatin DNA binding
Source: RefSeq, a predicted model, not a curated record
GCAGGCGCAAGGCGGCAUCGAUGCUGUGAGGAGGAGGAGGAGGCGGAGGAGGYGGCGAUGGCGCUCAACAAGAACCACUCGGAAGGCGGCGGCGUCAUCGUUAACAACAGCGAGAAUGUUUUGAUGACCUAUGACCAUGUGGAAAUUACCUUCAGUGAUCUGGAGCCGAUGCCAGAUGCCUUCAAAGGGACCAAGAAAGGCAGUGUUUUCCUGACUCCCUACCGGGUUAUCUUUGUAUCGAAGGGGAAGGAUGCUAUGCAGUCAUUCGUGAUGCCCUUUUAUUUGUUGAAGGAUUGUGAGAUUAAGCAGCCAGUGUUUGGAGCAAAUUAUAUCAAGGGCACAGUGAAAGCAGAGGCAGGAGGUGGCUGGGAAGGAUCUGCCACGUUCAAGAUGACCUUUUCRGCUGGGGGUGCAAUUGAAUUUGGGCAGCGGAUGCUGCAGGUGGCAUCACAAGUCUCCAGAGGUGAAAUUCCCAGUGGAGCCUAUGGCUAUUCCUACAUGCCCAAUGGAUCCUAUGCUUUUGCACCACCUGCAGCUAGCGGGGGCUAUCCAUACCCACCACCUCCUCCAGAUUUUUAUCCUGGUCCUCCUGUGGCAGAUGGAAACAUGGGCUACAUGCAACUUCCACCCCCACCAUACCCAGGGCCCAUGGAACCRCCCCCUGUCAGUGGCCCAGACCUGCCCUCCACUCCUGCAGCUGAAGCCAAGGCUGCUGAAGCUGCUGCCAGUGCUUACUACAGCCCAGGCAACCCCCACAAUGUCUACAUGCCCACGGACCAGCCACCUCCUCCUCCAUACUUCCCACCAGAGGACAAGAAAAACCAAUAAGCUGACACAGAACUUCUCCACAACUCGUUGCUUUCUUUUUUUUCCAUUUUGGCAGAAUUCUGRGGCACGGUCCAUAGCACUGAGGARUAGAGCCUUCCCCCAAGGCACACUGCUUUCAGGGGCUCUAGUUGUAGGUCUGUGCAGAGUAAAGGGAAGGAUUUUGGCAGCCUGGGUCACMUCUGGAGCUCUGAGGGUUUGCUGUCCUGCAGCAUUCCCUCCUCCCUGUGCGCAGCAUUGCUACAGCUGGGGGUUCUCUUCAUCCGUGCUUACUUCCCUUAGCUCUGUUUCUUCUGAUGCUUAAAUUGUACCUCUUUAGAGUCAGCAUCUGYUCCAAAAUGCUAAUUAAUAUGAUCAUGACAUGGAAACAAGGCUCUUGAGGUGGGAGGUAUCUUGGAUUUACCUUAGUGUGCACCCAAGAGCACUUCUGGACAGAGGGAUGCCUCUGGUUAUUCCUUUCAACCCAGAGURUCACAUCCAACGCUUUGCUCCUGAGAAAGAUCUUAAAUGGAACCUUUGGGAUCUCAAAGGAAAUACACACUUAGGACAUUUUUCAGAUAUGUAUUCAAAUUUCUUGGGUUUGUUUUUUUCAGUCAAAAUCACUCCUGACAAUCGUAACAAAUAAUCUGGUAGCCCUUCAAAUUUCCCUGCUGCGCACUGUGUGACAACGCUGAGCAACUUCCCUUCGUCAGACAUUGCUCUUCACAGGGUUCUCCAGUAGCAUCUGACCAGUUUAAAUCCCAUGGGAACACUAAUGCUUCUGUUGUCUCURUUUUCCAGUUAGAUAUGUGAGUUCACUAAAUCCCAAAUGCUCUCUUCAUAGUCCACAAUGCACUUUUGUUUUUCCUUCGUUGUAACGAGUUACACUUUUUGGCCAGUGAAGUAUCCUCCUGCUGUGAUUUACCUGGUGAAUUAACAGCUAAUGGGCAGAAAGUAAUUGCUUUACUUCUGCCCUGGAAGCACUUGAGAGAAUAUGCAAAACAUUGGAAUAAGCUGUAAGGUACAAAGUGUUGUUUAUUGCUGUUUGCAUUCCUGGUCCAGCUGUGAAUUCCCAGCCACCUGAACACGGACUCCUCAUAGCGUUGAUUCCUUGGUCUCACUAGCAACAAUUCCAGUGCAGAACCUCUGCAGGACUGAUCAGAAUCUGGGCUGUGAAACUUUUGUGUUGUACAAAGCUUUGCACAAGUCACACUUGACUGACUUCUGACAGCUGAGAGAGAAAAUCAUUCCCAGCAAAGUGUGACAGAAGAUCCUGUGCUAGGGAACUGCUGAGACUUGCUGCAUGCAGCCUGCUUGGAGAAAAGAAAGGUCCACCUCUUGUUUUCUUUUUGUUUGAAUUUAGCUGAAUAAUGAAAUUGCUACUGUUUGUGCACUGACUUUUCUAGAAUUGCUACUGCGAUGAUGUAAAAAAUGGUUAUUUAAAAAAAUAUUUAUUUUGAAAGCAUUUGAUUAAUAUAUUAAUGUGAAAUGACUUUUGAAUGCAGAUUUGUUUUGCCAAGACUGUGAAGUAAAGAGAAAUCAGCUCAAAAUUUGGGGUGUGU